CUGCAGAAUGCAUCCCAGUGCCCUUGUUGGUCUUCUGGCCUUUGCGGCCGCCGCCUCGGCCAUUCAUGCACAGCCAGCCGAUGCGCACUCCAACCAGUCAAUCAACAAUCUCAAGUCUAAGAUCAAGAAUGUGGUCAUCCUGGUGAUGGAGAACCGCUCCUUUGACAACCUCCUCGGUGGGCAGAAGCUCAAGGGCCUGGAAAACCCGGUCAAUACCGGCCCCUACUGCAACCCCUACAACCUCACCGACCCUAGCCAGGGCGUUGCCUGUUCUGCCGCCAAGGACUUUGACUCCAUCACCAAUGAUCCCGACCACGCCAUUUAUGGCAACAACAUCGAGUUCUAUGGCACCUUCAACCCGGACAACACUCAGAUCGCCGAGGGCAAGCUGGUUCCUCACAACCAAGGCUUUGUUCAUGAGCAAGUCCGCAAGUAUGGCGCCAAGGUCAACAAGACCAUCCUCGCUGCUCAGGUCAUGAACUACUACACCGAGGAGCAGGUCCCUGUUCUGACCUCUCUGGUGCAAAACUACCUGACCUUCAACCACUGGCACUCGGAUAUUCCUGGAAACACCGACCCCAACCGUGCCGCUCUGGUUUCCGGUACUUCCCUCGGCCACGUUCCCCAGCGGUCCAUCUUCCAGCAGUUGACCGAGACCGGUCACUCGUGGAUCAACUACGUCGACCCUGCCGGCGGUACUGGUCCCGAUGCAGGCUUCUUCAACUGGACCUAUGCCACCAACAACCAAGACAAGAUCCAGCCCCUGGCCAAGUUCUACACCGACGCGGCGGCUGGUGCCCUGCCUGAAUUGGCGUAUCUCAACCCCUCUUGCUGCGGAGUCGGCACCACCUCCAUGCAUCCCGCCGGCCUGAUUUCCGACGGUGAGGCUUUCAUCAAGAAGGUGUAUGAUGCUCUGCGCGCCGGUCCCCAGUGGGAGGAAACUCUCUUCAUCCUGACCUUUGACGAGAGCGGUGGCUUCCACGACCACGUCCCCGCUCCUCUCGCCCCUCGUCCGGAUAACCAGACCUUUACCCUCAGCACCCCCAGUGGCCUGGACUACACCUUCCCCUUUGACCGUCUGGGUGGUCGCAUCCCGACUUUGCUGAUUUCCCCCUGGGUUGCCAAGGCACAGGUCGAGCAGAAGGGUAGAAAUGCUCGCGGCGAGACUGUGUCGUACUCGGCUGCCUCCAUUCUGCGGACUCUGGGCUACCUCUGGGACUUUGAGCCCUUCACUCCUCGGGUCGAGCAUGCGGCGUCAUUUGAGCACUUGAUUCGUUAUGAUGCUCGGAAGAACACUCCCUCUGCUCUUCCUCCUGCGGUUCCUUUCCGGAAGUAG
Messenger RNA from Aspergillus novofumigatus IBT 16806, 1336 nucleotides. RefSeq names its product phosphoesterase superfamily protein. Gene Ontology annotation, biological process: phospholipid catabolic process. The record is from RefSeq and is a predicted model, not a curated record. The coding region runs from base 8 to 1336 and encodes 442 amino acids. Gene Ontology annotation, molecular function: hydrolase activity, acting on ester bonds. The transcript has 3 exons. NCBI's taxonomy places the organism in Eukaryota, Fungi, Ascomycota, Eurotiomycetes, Eurotiales, Aspergillaceae.